GUGGAAGAAAAGAUGUCGGAAUCUGCAGGGAAGAGGCGAAGCGGUUCGAUGAGCUCAUCUGUUGUGUGCCGAGAGGCCAUUGAGAGCUUGACGGAGUUGGAUGAUCUUGAGCGGGUUUAUCAACAGCUUUGCAAUGAGGAGAGGCAGGUGGAAUCGGAGCUGGAGGCGCUCGUCAGUCAGCAGGGCAAAAUCGAGACGAAGAUGCUGGCACUACAAAGGAUGGGGCCCAACCUGCAGCUGAUCGAAGGUGAUGCUAGUCAACUGUCCGGCAUGAUCGCCUUUACCUGUAGCCUGGCAGAGAAUGUCAGCAGCAAGGUGCGCCAGCUGGAUCUGGCCAAGAACCGUCUGUACCAGGCCAUACAACGAGCAGAUGACAUCUUGGACCUCAAGUUCUGCACAGAUGGGGUGCAGACGGCAUUGCGUAAUGAGGACUAUGAGCAGGCAGCCGCCCACAUUCAUCGCUAUCUUUCUCUUGAUCAGUCUGUCAUUGAGCUGAGCCGCCAAGGUGGUGAAAGUAGUGCAGUUGAUGCCAGUCUUGCGCUUCUUCAGGAAGCGGAACAGCGCCUAAAGGCUCUGGUUAAGGAGCGUCUAGACCAGGCUAUUUCUGCAGGAGACCUGGCCCAAGUGGAGCGAUUCUUUAAGAUAUUCCCUCUUCUGGGCCUCCAUGAUGAGGGCCUGGCCCGCUUUGCCCAGUACCUCUGCACACAGCUGGCCAGUAAAGCUGAGGAAAACUUACUCCUGGCUUUAGGAGGAGAUCUGGGGGAACGCAGAGCAGCACUGAUCUUCGUGGAUACCCUCACUCUGCUGUUGGAGGGUAUUGCACGGAUCGUGGAGACCCACCAGCCUAUUGUGGAAACCUACUAUGGCCCAGGGCAUUUGUACACCCUCAUUCGCCACUUACAGGUGGAGUGUGACCAACAGGCUGAAAAGAUUGUGGAAAAGUUCAUCCAGCAGCGAGACUACCACAACAAGUUCCAGAUAAUUCAGAGCAGUAUGAUGAGGAGUACGUCAACUGAGAAGAUUGAGCCCAGGGACCUGGAUCCUGUGUUGAUGGAAGUCACGCUUAUGAAUGCUCGAGCAGAGCUUUAUCUGCGUUUCCUGCGCCGCCGUAUCACUGCCGAUUUCGAAGUGGGGGAUGCUACAGCCCCGAAGAGCACUGUGCAAGAGCAUCAGCAGAACCUGGAGAAGCUUCUGAAGCACUGUCUGCUGAGCCGCAACAUGCAGGAACUCAUUGGAUACUACAUACCUAUGGAGGAGUUUUACAUGCGGGAAUCUGUGAACAAGGCUGUUGCUAUGGAUACUUAUGAGAAGGGUCAGCUGACCUCCAGCAUGGUGGAUGAUUGUUUCUACAUUGUGAAGAAAUGCAUCAGUAGGGCUCUGUCUAGUUCUAGCAUUGACUGUCUGUGUGCCAUGAUCAAUCACUCCACGUCGGUGCUGGAAUCAGACUUCAGGGAGGUGCUGUACAACAAGCUACGCCAGGGCUUCCCUGCCACCACACUGCAGGACAUCCAGCGUGGAGUGAGCAGCGCUGUUAGUCUGAUGCAAAGCAGCCUGCAGCAGGGCAAGUUCAACACGCUGGGCAUUGAGAGUGCCGAGGAUGCCAAAGCGUCCUUCCUGGUGACUCUGAACAACGUGGAGCUGUGCAGUGAAAACAUCAUCACUCUGAAGAAGAACCUAGAGAAUGACUGCGCCAAAUUGUUCAGUCAGGGGUUUGGGUCAGGAGAACAAGCCCAGGGCAAGAUUGACAGCUGUCUCUCGGAUCUUGUGAGCACAUCCAGCAAGUUUAAGGACCUGCUGCAGGAGGGCUUGACAGAGCUGAACACCACUGCUAUUAAGCCUCAGGUCAAGCCCUGGAUCAGUAACUUCCUGUCAAUCUCACACAACAUUGAGGAGGAGGAGUUUAAUGAGUAUGAGGCUAAUGACCCUUGGGUUCAGCAGUUCAUCAUGAACCUGGAGCAGCUCAUGGCAGAAUUUAAGGCUGGCCUCUCCCCAGUCAUCUAUGACCAGUUGACUAGCCUGAUGACCAGCCUGAUUUCCCUGGAGAUGGAGAAAACAGUGCUCAAAUGCACCUUCAGCAGGCUUGGUGGGCUGCAGUUUGACAAGGAGCUUCGUUCCCUAGUGGCCUACCUGACCACCGUGACCACCUGGACCAUCCGGGACAAGUUUGCCCGCCUUACCCAGAUGGCCACCAUCCUCAAUCUGGAACGGGUGACGGAAAUUCUGGACUACUGGGGCCCCAACUCUGGCCCGCUGACUUGGCGUCUGACCCCUGCAGAGGUGAGACAGGUGCUGGCUCUCCGCAUCGACUUCCGCAGUGAAGACAUAAAGAGGUUACGGCUGUAGACUUUAAUUCCCACCUGCAACCUAUGACAUCUUGUACCCGGACACUGUGACUGCCACUCUCCUUUCUGUUGUGGUGAUGGAAGAGGCUUCAGUGAUUGUACUUUGGUGGUGGUGAUGGUUGUGGUAUGAUGUCAGGCAGAAUCUCACAGCACACACCUAAGUAGAGGGGAGACACACAGCUACCCUAAGCUGAUAGUAGGAGGAUUUAGCACUGUAGCAGAGGCACUGGGUCCCAGGGGACAAAAGGGAUAGCGGCUGCUGCUGAGUGCAGCUCAAGUAGUAGCACUGCGGCAUGGCCUGUGCUGGAACCAGGCAGAAAAUAGCAAGAAGACCGGUGGAAAAAAAAGAUAAAACUGGAGCAGGAAGAUGGUACAAAUGGAUUGAUCUAUAAUUUUUGUUUAAUAUUGGUUUGCUUGUUCUUUAUUGAUUUAUCAGUUUUGUAAAUUUAAAAAAAAAAAAAUCUAAUAAAGAACAUUGUAAAGCUAAUAUCACAGUUUUUAAGAAAUUUUUAACAAGUAUGGUGUUGGAUGAGAAACUUUCCGUCCGUCAAGCUUGAUUAAAAAUGAACUGUCAUCUUGCAGCCUUUCUGUGAAAGUGAAUUACAGACUCAAUAAAACAGCGUUCAGGUAAAAUUGGCAGUUUGAUUUUUCACUUUGAAAUGAGUGUGGAAAGUAUGACUGAUAUUUGUCAACACUAAAUGCAUAGUGCAGAGGCAGCUCUGGCUGUCUUGAUCUGAGCUUGCUUUUCGUGGCGGUGGCCAACAUGAAGGUGAGGUCUUGUUUGUAAUCAGACUCUGUAAAUAGGUUCCUUAAUCUAACAAUGGUUAUCUGUAACUGCUGCCAAAAAUGUUUUAAGAGGUGAAUAAAUGAAUUAAAUGGUGA
Scleropages formosus (Asian bonytongue) is the source of this 3224-nucleotide messenger RNA. It is a transcript of the gene cog4, whose product is annotated as component of oligomeric golgi complex 4. The record is from RefSeq and is a predicted model, not a curated record. Lineage: Eukaryota; Metazoa; Chordata; Actinopteri; Osteoglossiformes; Osteoglossidae. Gene Ontology annotation, cellular component: COG complex. Gene Ontology annotation, biological process: Golgi organization; retrograde vesicle-mediated transport, Golgi to endoplasmic reticulum. The coding region runs from base 13 to 2343 and encodes 776 amino acids. The transcript is spliced from 19 exons.